Molecule: messenger RNA, 3531 nt
Organism: Glarea lozoyensis ATCC 20868
Lineage: Eukaryota; Fungi; Ascomycota; Leotiomycetes; Helotiales; Helotiaceae
Exons: 3
Coding region: 1-3531 (1176 amino acids)
Cellular component (GO): nuclear pore
Molecular function (GO): structural constituent of nuclear pore
Source: RefSeq, a predicted model, not a curated record
AUGAAUCGAAAGGCACCAUUCUGCAGCUACAAGGAGACGCGAGUAGACUUGGAACCUUUAUCGCUGGGCUCGACAGUUGCGAUCCAAUUGCCUCUUCACGGCACAUCUAUAUUUCCUUCGCGAACAGCUCAGAAACGUCCGCAUAUCGUCGAACACCUUGUCGCAGAAGACGAGGAGACCUUCAGGAAGCGACACCUUGCAACCGCAUCAUCAGUCUACCACCGCGCACAUCAUGGCUCGCCCAGGAGCUUUCUAUGGAGGAUCCUUGAAGAUGGCAAGGUCCUUUCAGUUCAACCAGUCGACAUUUGUAGAGAUACCACGAAGCAAAAAAUGCAUGUACCAGCUGCUAAGUCGAAGAUGACAUUACACUUGGCUCUCCCAAGCCCAGUACUACCGUCAUGCGUCGCCUUUUCGGAUUCCAGGGAGCAUGACAUACUAAGCGUGUUUAUUCUGACGGAAUCUUACCAUCUCUACACGCUCACACUGCGACCCGAGCAUUUCCAAAAGAGUCAACUUUCUGAAGGAAAUGUUGGAGAUUGGUGCAAAUCAUAUAUCUCAUCCGCAUUCAGCUUCAAACAUCCUCUCAGGCUUGUUGCCUUGACCGCAGAUGAUAUACUUGUCUCACUAAUAGAUGGUGGACUUCUUAAGCUUAGUCGCAAAUCUGGCGGAGAUGGUACUGAAUGGCGAGAAGUGUUCUAUAAUGAAGGAGGCUGGAGCCAUAGCCUGCGAAGCCUGAUACCAUUCCAAGGCAAUAACACCGUCCAUCAUGGCAAGCACAAUAUAGAACUGUCGGCAGUUAUCUCGAUUGCAUCCCCUAAUGUGGAGAUUCGUGGAUUUCCGUUUGCUUUUACAGUGUCAAUCGAUCACCGACUUCGUGUGUGGAACCUAAACUCUGGGAAAUUGGCUUACAUGAAAGAUAUGUUAACUGGGGAGCUGGAUCUCAAUGAUCCGGUAAAAAAAGUUAUAGACCCUUCUCUGUCACAACUUGUCAAAGUUUUUGGCUCUGAAGAGUAUCCACUUGUGGUUACGUACUCGCCUUUGGGGACUGGUGAGUUCAAAUUUUGGAGACCGAGACUGCAAGACGACGGAUCCUUCGAACUGGAUGACUUAUUUCGAGGUAUUAGUUUGCAACCUCGAGCGCCAUCCUCCUCCGACGUCUGGACUUUAGCAGACUUCUCUGUAAUCGUGGGAAAAGCAAGCAUGUCAGACUUCCAGAUGUGGAUACUUUGGAAGAACAACACGACACAUCGAACGCAAUCAUUGGAUUUCCGUACUGGUUCGUCUGCCCGUAAUACGUGGAGUGAUGGUUGGAAGGCUAUGGCAUCCGAAACAAUGCGCGAAGCUCAGCCCCCGGUGUCUUUUGCUGCAGAUACUUUGGACGUUUCCGACAAGUGGCUGGAAUUUUUGUUGGCUCCAGGGAGAUAUACAACCGCAACGAUUGAAACAGGGCUUGCUAUAAUGAAAAGCAAUUCUGGUUCAGAAAAGAGCACCACGCGAAAAUCAGAAAGCCUUCCAGAAAAGAUGUGUUCUGUCGUAGCCUCAUCUAACAUACUUGAACGGGCGUCUGACGGGAGCAUGGAUUUUGAUCAACUUCGUGCAGCACUGGAACAACAAUGGCUGCGAUUCUACCGACUGUUACAGGAGCUCAACAAACAACGUGAAGAAGCGCAAUCACUAGCAAUCGACCCUCGUGGCAAUAUGCCUUGCAUAGUACUGAGCGAUGGCAUCAUCGCUAUUCGAAUAUGCAGCGAAUUAGAGCAAUUGUGGCACAACCCAGACGCAUUGUUUGACGGCAAUCUGCGUGUGCGUGCUCCUAUUCUUGCUGCCGCUCAGUUUCGAGACGGACUGGCGGAGGGCUUUCUUCACAAUUGCAAGUCCAUGUUACUUGGUGAGAUCUAUGAAGAACCUUUACUUGCAGAUCCCGCAAGGAUGAGAGCAUUUUACGAGAAAUGCGGCUUCGAAAAUCAAAUAGAUGACGAAUCAUUUAUACAAUUAGUGGAGAAGUUGAGAGAGUUUGAGAGUGGUUGGAAAGAUCUGACACCAACAGUCUUUGAAGCCGUGCUCAAAUCACUUUCUCCCGCUGACGGCAAAGCAGGAGAUCUACAAACAGCGAGUUUUGGGGACAGCAUAAUUGUGCGUGCAACUCAAGAGAUUGUCGAGUUGCAUCGCAACAUUUGUCUUGACCAGAUGCUUCUUAUAGUCCUUAUCGAAGCCGAGAUCAAUCAUAGUGAAGACGGCUUACAGUUUGAGACUGCUGAUGUUUUUGACAAACUUGUGGCAAUGCUAAAAAGACUUGAAUUGAUUAGUUGGUUGACUAGCACACAGAUCUGGUUGCCUUACGAUGAGGAAGAGAAGGUGAAAGGAAACGAGUCAUUACAGAAAUCUCAGUCAGGUGAAGUCGUGACUGUAUUUGAAGGAGUGUUUCGACAUUUAUUUACACUUUCAAAACAAGCCAUGCCGCUGAGCGUGACGCAACUUGUCUUGCAGAUUUGUGCAUCGAACACCUACUUCGAAGUCCAUCCAGCGACGGUACAAUGUUUCUUGUUAAAGCACAGCCGGCCUGAUCUUGCCUUGGAGUUUGCUCGUUUUGCCAGUCGCGAUCCAUUUUCGACUUACAUUCUAGGCAGGACUCUGUUGGCGUCUAAUGAUCUUGUUGGGGCAUCCGCGCUCUUUCAAAAAGCCGCAUUUGCAUAUUCUAAUCCAAAAAAUCAAGUGGAUGUCGGCAGUAGUGGAUACUUUACCAACGAACGAGAUUAUCUGCAUGGCGGGCUUCCGUUAUACUACUCUCAUAUCGCGGCAUUAUAUGAAAUAGGAAAGCAUUAUUCCUUUGUAGCAGAUUUUGCGCGACUGUCUCUCCAAUUUACUAAGCUCGACGACCGCGAUCAUGAUUUGCGAUCGGAUAUGCAAAAUCGCCUCUUCACGGCAUCCAUUUAUACUUGCCGAUUUGAAACAGCUUACUCAAUACUCAUGCAAUUCACGAACCAAACCCUCCAAGACACCGCUCUUCGCACACUAAUCACCAAGAUGUGCGAGCAAUCUUUUGCCUCUGAACUUGUGCAGCUUCCCUUCGUCGGCCUUCAUGACCAAGUCGACGAGUUCUUGGCUCAAAAGUGUUCAGGAAUAGUGGACGUACUUGCUGGCGUCCCAUAUCACAAAAUCCUCUAUGCGUGGCGGAUCAAACACAACGAUUUUCGCGGAGCUGCGGCAAUUUCUCUUUCUCGGCUUCAAAGGCUGGUUAUCGCUGGUAAUGGAGAUAAACCCAUCAUUGAAGAUAGUUCGGAGACUCCGGUAACUCAGCAAUAUGUCAAUCUUAUUAACGUAUUAAGCUGUGUUGAUUCUGACCAAGCCUGGAUUCUAAACGAGGCGCCUCUACAAAAGGGCAGACCAUCAAAGAAUGCCGAGCAACCGAAAAGGAGGGUUGUUACCCUGAAUGAUAUUAGGAAGGAGUACCAGGCUGAACUUGACCGGAUCGCUGCUAUCGCAAAUAAUCAAUUUGCCUUUGGGGAUGGGGAUGAAAUGGAUGUGUUAUGA